Messenger RNA from Rhinopithecus roxellana (golden snub-nosed monkey), 1031 nucleotides. RefSeq names its product proteasome activator subunit 2 (gene PSME2). Gene Ontology annotation, molecular function: endopeptidase activator activity. Gene Ontology annotation, cellular component: proteasome activator complex; cytoplasm; nucleoplasm. The transcript has 11 exons. Bases 268 to 987 code for a protein of 239 amino acids. Gene Ontology annotation, biological process: regulation of proteasomal protein catabolic process; regulation of G1/S transition of mitotic cell cycle; positive regulation of endopeptidase activity. Lineage: Eukaryota; Metazoa; Chordata; Mammalia; Primates; Cercopithecidae. The record is from RefSeq and is a predicted model, not a curated record.
CCCCGCUCCAGUCUCCGCUGUCCCACUCACCCCAGCCCCUCCCUCGGGCAGCCCCUGGGCUUGUGACCCAGCCAGCACCGCCUCUCCUAGUGGCAACUGGCUGGGAAUGGCUGAGGGGCUACCUACUGCUAGCGGCCUGCCAGGGGGAGGAGGGGGGCGGAAAGAAGAAAGGGGGCGGGGUUGAGGGGGGCGGGCCUGGACCUGGGGAGUGAAAGCGAAAGCCCGGGCGACUAGCCGGGAGACCAGAGAUCUAGCUACUGAAGCAGCAUGGCCAAGCCGUGUGGGGUGCGCCUGAGCGGGGAAGCCCGCAAACAGGUGGAGGUCUUCAGGCAGAAUCUUUUCCAGGAGGCUGAGGAAUUCCUCUACAGAUUCUUGCCACAGAAAAUCAUAUACCUGAAUCAGCUCUUGCAAGAGGACUCCCUCAAUGUGGCUGACCUGACUUCCCUCCGGGCCCCACUGGACAUCCCCAUCCCAGACCCUCCACCCAAGGAUGAUGAGAUGGAAACAGAUAAGCAGGAGAAGAAAGAAGUCCCUAAGUGUGGAUUUCUCCCUGGGAAUGAGAAAGUCCUGUCCCUGCUUGCCCUGGUUAAGCCAGAAGUCUGGACUCUCAAAGAGAAAUGCAUUCUGGUGAUUACAUGGAUCCAGCACCUGAUACCCAAGAUUGAAGAUGGAAAUGAUUUUGGGGUAGCAAUCCAGGAGAAGGUGCUGGAGAGGGUGAAUGCCGUCAAGACCAAAGUGGAAGCUUUCCAGACAACCAUUUCCAAGUACUUCUCAGAACGUGGGGAUGCUGUGGCCAAGGCCUCCAAGGAGACUCAUGUAAUGGAUUACCGGGCCUUGGUGCAUGAGCGAGAUGAGGCAGCCUAUGGGGAGCUGAGGGCCAUGGUGCUGGACCUGAGGGCCUUCUAUGCCGAGCUUUAUCAUAUCAUCAGCAGCAACCUGGAGAAAAUUGUCAACCCAAAGGGUGAAGAGAAGCCAUCUAUGUACUGAACCCAGGACUAGAAGGAAAAUAAAUGAUCUAUAUGUUGUAUGGA